Messenger RNA from Cydia amplana, 1259 nucleotides. RefSeq names its product putative mediator of RNA polymerase II transcription subunit 26. The record is from RefSeq and is a predicted model, not a curated record. The transcript is spliced from 3 exons. Bases 37 to 1221 code for a protein of 394 amino acids. Lineage: Eukaryota; Metazoa; Arthropoda; Insecta; Lepidoptera; Tortricidae.
UUCGCGACCGGUAGGUAUUUUCAAUUCUUUAUUAAAAUGGUAUCAACGUUACUACAUAAAUGCUUUGUAAUAUUUUUUAUACUAAAGUGCUGCCAGGCCGACGAAAAUUUGAGGUGGGGAGAAAACGUUACCAAGUUAUAUGAGUUGAUCUCAAGUGCCGUUAAAGAUGGUAUUGAUCUCAAAACUUCACAAUUAACUAGAAGAAUAUUUGUAAAUGACUCGUUAUAUCAGGUACACCUGAGUAAACUAAAAGACGUAAAUGGAAUUAAAAUGCAUAAUAUUGUUAUCAAACGCAGCGGUCCAGACAUUAAUUCUACAAUAUAUAUUAACAAUCCUUUAGAAGCUAAACUACCGCACCCGUUCAUGUCUUUGGAAGAAUUUAAAAAUACGUUAGUGCAACAACAACUUAAAGACCGGGAGGCGUUUUUGAGAUCGAAAAAGAAAGCAGAAUACGGUAAAAUGUGGGCAGAUAUAAAAGCUACGGCUAAAUUAAAAAUAACGUCCACUUUACCAAAACAAGCUCGUCAAGAAGGAAAGAUACCAAAGAAAACUGGAAGUAACUUAAGCAAUACUAAUACUAAAGGUAAAUUGGAGAAGGUGCAAGAGCAUAAAUCAAAUACAACUCAUAUUCAUAAACAAUCAACAAAAACAAAUACAGUUAGUAAACCUUCUACCGCAUAUUUCCGCGUUAAGCUUCUAGAUUUAGUGCAAAAAAAUCCAACAAUGCACAGGUCACCUACGAAUAAAGCCGACAAGAAUAGCAUUAAUUCAAAAACUAUGAAUGUAGUAAAACAAACAGUUACCACAAAACCGAGUAAUGUCAAUAAAGAACAAUUAUCAAUUGUUGAAGAUUCAAAAAUUAGUACAGAAUAUCCAUCAAGCACAAUUGAUGGAAUAACUAUUAAAGAAGAACUAGCUGCUAGUAAUGAUAAUCAUGGAUUAAGUACAAUUGAUGGAAAAAUAACAAGUACAGUAGGAGAAGCAACUAAAAUUGAUGAAGACGUAUGGAAGGGUGUUCAUGAAAAGGAACUGACAAAUAUAGAUGAUGAAAGUGAAGAAACGAGUACUGUGGAAUUAACAACAGAACCUUCUACUACUACUACGACCACUUCUACUACUACAACUCUACCUGCGCCCACUACUACUAGACCGAGAUGGAGUAAACCUCGCGUGCUUUUGGGGGAUAAGCCGGAAGGCGCUUCAACAUCAACAACUAGUUAAUUGAUUUUUGUCUAAUUCUAAUUAAAGCUGUAAUUUAC